Messenger RNA from Gongylonema pulchrum, 609 nucleotides. NCBI's taxonomy places the organism in Eukaryota, Metazoa, Nematoda, Chromadorea, Rhabditida, Gongylonematidae. The record is from the annotation of a GenBank genome assembly.
AUGGUCCGUGAUUUGAUACUAGCUUUUCCACAGACUAACUACUGUGCCCUCGGCUUAUCUAUAUUUGCUAUAAUUUUUCUGUCAGUUGGACGCGAUUAUGUUAAUCCAUGGGUGAAGAAGCGAUCGCCUGUGCCUUUGCCACUUGAGCUUAUUUUAGUGAUUAUAGCGACUAUAUUCUCGGUUAUAGUUGAUCUCAAAAAAAAUUAUGAUGUUAAAAUUGUCGAUUACAUUCCGCAAGGGAUGCCUAUGCCGUCGUUGCCGCAUUUUGAUUUAAUACCAUAUCUGCUGAAUGAUGCAUUCGCAAUCGCUAUCGUAUCAUAUAUGUUCGACCUGUACGCUGUUGGCUUGAUGCACACGCUAGCAUCAUUUUUCCCGGUAUAUCCGACGGGUGCUUCGCUUUCUCGAUCGGCUGUAUGCGAACAGUCCGGUGCUAAUACACAGUUGUACACGCUUUUCUCCAGUGCCUUAUUGCUUACUGUGAUUGUUUUUGUUGGACCUUUGCUCGAGCCGCUUCCCAUGGUUGGUUCAGCUACUUCGUUAGUUUUAAUUUAUGAUUGGUGCUUGUGCAAUUUCACUAAAGCAAGGUGGCGCUUAGACAGAAUGUCCUAA